AUGUAUCGUCGCGGAACGGCAACGAAGGACGCAAACAACAAACCGGCGUCGGAUGCAAGUGACAGUGAAAAAUACGCCGACCUUUUGGUGUUCGGCUACGCCUGUAAAGUGUUCCGAGACGACGAAAGGGCUCUUUACCACGAACAUGGAAAGCAUCUUAUCCCAUGGAUGGGGGACAAGAGCAUCAUGAUUGAUAGAUACGAUGGGCGUGGUCACUUACAUGACCUCUCAGAGUAUGACAGUGGGUCGUGGAACACAUCCUACCAGCUGUCGGAAGAAGAGGCCAGAAUUGAAGCGCUCUGCGAUGAAGAAAGAUAUCUGGCCUUUCACACUGACCUGCUAGAAGAAGAGGCGAGACAAGAGGAGGAAUACAAACGCCUGAGUGAGGCGCUAGCAGAUGAAGGCACCUACAAUGCAGUGGCCUUCAAAUACACAGCGGAAUACUACGAUCCUUCCCAACCUACAGAGGAAGAGGAUGCCAACAAGCGCACUGAGGAGCCAGAGCCUGAAGAGAGUGAAGAACCAUUUGUUGCUCCCCAAGGACUUGAGAUCCCCUCUGACGUAGAAUUGCCGGCAACCAUCAAGACUCAUAACAUAAUAGAGCGGACGGCCACCUUUGUAUGUCAGCAGGGCGCCCAGUUUGAGAUUGUGUUAAAAGCCAAGCAGUCUGGCAAUUCCCAGUUUGACUUUCUUCGUUUUGACCAUUAUUUGAACCCUUAUUACAAACACAUUCUGAGGGCCAUGAAGGAAGGUCGGUACAAUGUGGGCUCCACCAACAAACAAGAACAGCCAGAAGAAUCCAACUCUGAUGAUUCAGACGAUGAUGGGGAUGGCAAUUACCUCCAUCCAAGUUUGUUUGCACCUAAAAAAAGCUCUCGCCUCGAGGAGCUCAUGAAGCCACUUCGAGUGAUGGACCCAGACCAUCCCCUUGCAGCAUUGGUCCGUAAAGCAAAGGAGGAACAAAAUGGUGUGGCUGCAGUUCAGACUGGUACUGAGGAAGUGUCAGAUCCUGUCAUGCCCAGCACAGUAACGCAGUACACAGCUGAUCCAAAUGCAUCUGCUGUGUACUAUGGCUAUUACAUGCUUCCUGACGGAACAUACUGUGUAGCCCCACCUCCCCCAGGAGUAGAUGCCACCUCCUACUACAGUAGUGUGCCCUCAGCUGGGAUCACUUCCACGACUGUUUCAGGGGCAUUUCCUCAUUCAGUGACAUCCACAGCCUCUGGAAACAUUGCAAUAGCACCAGCUGGUGUCUCCAUUGCAGGAAUCAGCAAUUUCAAAGCUGAAGCUCCAGUUGUCACGGCAGCAGCAGCAGCACCCGCAAUAAUCCCCCCACCACUGGACAUCCAGGCUGUCAUUGACAAGCUGGCAGAGUAUGUAGUCAGGAAUGGGCUCAAAUUCGAAGCCAGUGUCCGUGCUAAGAAUGAUCCACGGUUUGACUUUCUGCAGUCUUGGCAUCAGUACAACACCUAUUAUGAGUAUAAGAAGAAUUACUUCAUGCAGAAAGAAGGGAAAAGCUUUCCAGAGAUGGCAGAAGGUGGGACGAUUCAUUUGGAUGAGUCUGGUAGUGAUUCCAGAAUGAACAAAGCUUCUUUUGCACCUAUUUGUUUUGCCAUCAAGCCAAAAGAAAAUGAAUUGCUGCCACUGGAGAAAAACCGAGUCAGGCUGGAUGACGAUUCAGAUGAAGACAAGUUGCUGGAAGGUGAUAGAUUGCAAGCAGUUGUAGGUGAUGGUGCUGAACUGGCUGAAAAGGAGCCUCAACCAGUCAGUGUACCAGAGGAGAAGAGACUCAGUUUACAAGAAAUGGAAGCUAAACAAGCCAAACAGAAACUGGAAGAUCGUCUAGCAGCUGCAGCCAGAGAAAAGCUGGCACAGGCAUCCAAAGAGUCCAAAGAAAAACAGCUACAGGCGGAAAGGAAGAGGAAGGCAGCACUAUUCCUCCAAACUCUCCGCAACCCAUUAAUGGGGGAGCCAGAGGCCAAGAGAGUUGAACUAGACUUAUCCACACAGCUUGAGAUGCAAAAGGCCAUCUCUGUUCUGUCUGAUCUACCGCUGGCACAAACUUCCUCUUCUACAUCAGCUUAUCUUAGAGAGGAAAGGUCUCACUCUGAGAGUCGAAGAAGUCGUCAGAGCCGGGAGGAAUCAUCCUCAUCACACUAUUCUCCGUCUCGAGGUGGAGACAGAAACUCCAAAAAAGGCAGAUACCGAGACAGUGAUCGGGACAGACGCAGAGAUCGAGAAUAUGAAAAUGACAGAAAUAGGGAUAAGGAAAGGGAUAAAGACAAAAAGAAGAAGAAACACAAGAGGAGGUCAAGAUCAAGGUCGCGAUCUACAUCGAGGCCAAAGAGCAAACACCUGUCCAGUGCCUAUAGAAGGUCGCACAGAUCACGGUCCCGGUCACAUUCUCCACGUAGAAGGGGCCGGGAGGGUCCAUCAUCAGAGCGGAGACACGAUGUCAAGGAUCACGGGUCCUAUCAUCACAGCAGCAGCUCUGGCUUUCGCAGGGACCAUUCUACAUCCAGGUCCCCUCUUGGAAAAAGAAAGAGCUCCAUCUCAGGAACUAAGAAAACGUCAGGUUCCUCUGUUUCUCCUGACCCAUCACCAAAUAGAGCUUUGUCGCCAUCUUCAAGCCCCAGCUCCAGCCUGGCCCAAUCCAGGGGUGCUUCUCAGGAGAAAGAGCCUGUGUCCUCAUCGAUAGUAUCUGCUGUUCAGUCCAAAAUAACUCAGGAUCUGAUGGCAAAAGUACGUGCCAUGCUUGCCUCGUCAAAGGCUUUCCAGCCUCCCACUUCUUGA
Molecule: messenger RNA, 2793 nt
Organism: Nerophis lumbriciformis (worm pipefish)
Lineage: Eukaryota; Metazoa; Chordata; Actinopteri; Syngnathiformes; Syngnathidae
Source: RefSeq, a predicted model, not a curated record